This is a messenger RNA of Xylaria bambusicola, 2588 nucleotides long. RefSeq names its product fungal-specific transcription factor domain-containing protein. The transcript has 3 exons. The record is from RefSeq and is a predicted model, not a curated record. Gene Ontology annotation, molecular function: zinc ion binding; DNA binding. NCBI's taxonomy places the organism in Eukaryota, Fungi, Ascomycota, Sordariomycetes, Xylariales, Xylariaceae. Gene Ontology annotation, biological process: DNA-templated transcription. Bases 220 to 2049 code for a protein of 609 amino acids.
GUGAACGAUGUAGGAGAAGAAAGGUAAAGUCGUAUUGUUUCGUUGUCCUAUGUCCAGAAUCUUCUAACACAAUAUAACUGAAGAUCAAAUGCGAUCGCCGACAACCUUGUUCUAGAUGUCGUAAGGCGAAUGUUGAAUGCAGACGCGUAGGGACUGGGGAGAAGCAGAGGUAAGGGAACUUCCUAGGCCAGCGAGCCAUUGUUGCAAGUGGUCAUCAGAAUGGUAUUAAGUCUUGCAAGGCCCACGCCAAAAAGCUAUGUCCAGGCGCUUGAGGCCGAAGUCGCAUCUCUAGAGACGUUCAUACAAAAGCUCGCAUCUAGUGAUGAUAAGAAACGCCAGCAGAUGCUUAAUGAAUUCUCUCGAGUUACCGAACUUAUAUUGGCCAAAGAUGAUGAUGCAGGUUCAGGCUCAUCCCCAAAGCCACUUGCCGUUGAAGGCCAAGAUGAAGGGCGGCUGUCCCCAGCACGCGUGGGCCAGCUUCGAAAAACGAGAUCAGGCGGCUCAGCACAGUUUUACGGCGGGACGAGUCUCUACCAUAUCCGUCUAUCCGAAGCAGGUCCUGUCUCGUCGCCGGUCAUCAUGGACUCGACUACAGUUGACGAGACGCAUUCCACAAACACGACCGAGAUGAUGCUUGGUCACACACUGUGGAAUUUAUACCCAAUCCAGUUCGCUGCACAUGACGACGUCUCACAGCGGUUGAUGGCUGCAUUCUUCACAUACCAAUACCAGUCUAAUAUGUGUAUCUACAGAGAAUUCUUUUUAAGAGAUUAUGACAUAGGUGGAGGGCGACACUACUCAGACUUGCUGCUCUUUGCUAUUUGUGCAACAGGGGCCCUCGCGACUAACGAAUCUCUUCUCUCGGACAUCUUCGCCAACCAAGCCCAAGCCCUAUUAUACCCUUCUCUAAACCAUCCCGAUCUUACAGUGCUACAGGCCCUGCUAUUACUAGGUCAGCUAGAGAUAGGUCGAGGUCGAGCGUCCAAAGGAUGGCUUUUCUGUGGCAUGGCCUUUCGACUCGCACAUGAGAUGGGAUUGCAUCUUGAUCCAAUGAACUGGCAUACAUCUCAGGAUCUUACUCAAGACCCAGACAUUGAGCGAGAAAUCCUCCGACGCGUGUAUUGGGCUGCCUUCGUCGUAGACAAGAAGCUAAGCCUGUUCUUCGGUCGACCACCGGCUCUCUACCCGCAGGUAUCAGACGUCCGCGGGACCGAGCGAAUCCCAUAUCCUCCAGACUGGGCAAAUCUACUCGACACAUACGUAGCACCGGGUACUUCUGUCACUGCAUUCGAGGACGGCCCGAACCUCGUCAAUGCUCUCAUAUACCGUAUAGAGCUGUACCGCAUUGUGCAUACUAUGAUCACAGAGGUGUUCGAAAACCGCCGUAAGAAUGCCGGCGGCCCAGUUGUCGCGGCUACGAUUGCGCGGAUCCACGUCUCCCUCACUAGAUGGCUGGCCGGCCUGCCGAAUAAACUGAACUGGAACCAGUGGAUACUAAAUCAGCUUCCGCAAUGGGUUUAUCAUCUGCAUUUGCUUUUUCAGACAGUAAUGACCAUUCUACAUCGUCCACCAAGCCAGCUCCUACAGAAAUCCGAGUCUAGCUUCGACCGCGACGACGUCGAGAUAUGCUACCAGUCUCUCGGGGCCAUCCUCCGGCUUCUCAAGAGCUACAAGCGGUUCUACUCGUACAAACACCUGCCGCUCGAUUUCGUACAGACGUUAUCCACCGCUGCUGGCACUAUAUUGAUGAGAAGGCAUCUUGAAAAUCUCCCCUGGGACGAUAGCGAGACAUCGCGGUCCCUAGACCUCGUGAUAGAAGCCAUGGAAGACAUCAAGGAUACCUGGCCAUGCGUCAAGGAGAUCCUAGACAGCGUCCUCAAGGCUCGUCAGACCGAAGCCGCGGUCAUGCCUGAUAUGGAUCCAGUCAUGGACUUCGACUUUCUCGCGGCUCGACCGCCGGGUUUGCCCGAGGACGGCACCGCGUGGCUUUCGUCACUUGGCAAUGUGAUGACGGGGUCAAUGUUGCCCGGCGAUGUUGAUUUCAAGUGAUAGAAAGCGAUUACCGUAGAAUAUUAUACAAUUAUUAGUAACUUAUCACAUAGAAAGAUGCGUUUGGUAUAUCGUGAAUAGUUCCGUGACGUUUGCUUGAUAGUAAGACUUCCAUGACCACUGUGCUUCCUGGCAUGGUUUGACUUGGGCUUCAUUCCUUUUCACAUUCUGAUACUUUAUGCUAGGUCAGGUAGCAUGUAUGUAUCUACAUUGCCUGCUUUAGGAAGCCAUCAUCAGUUUUCCUGCAUGAUGUUGGCAGAGCUAGAUUGUUUCUUUGUUUUGGGCUGCUGCUACGUAGGUGAACACAACGCGGCCACCUUAGGUGAAUAUGAAACGACAAUUUUACCACGUUUCUUUCUUCUCUUCGUCCCUCAAAAUAGAGGGUGUCAAUAACAUAAUAUUUUAUGUUGAUACUGUUUAUGUUUAGAGUUCCCUUCUGUUGCCGAAGUGCCUGUAGAUGUACGCUGUGGUGAAAACGGUCCAACUAACUCAGGCGUCGGGUAUCAAAAGUCGAGCAGACCGUAAUAGUGAUCAAAAAU